AUGGAAAACUACAAAAACCCUUCAAGAGAAGAAGGUGAUGAUCCUUACCAUCAGCAAUCUAAUAUUAAUCCCUCAUUCCUCCUGGAUCAAACACCUUCAAUGAGUAGUACUGUUCUUGAAUCCACCUCGUCCUCCAAUAUUGCCACGAACUUCUACACUGACAUUUUCGAUAUGUUACCAAAUGUAGAACUUUGCGCCACUUUGCCGCCCCUGCCGCCGACGCCACCACCACCACCGGCACCGGACCAAUCACGUAUCAAUAUCGGCAGAAGCCACGACCAUCACCCAGUACGACGAGUUUUAGAGAGAGGUGAAUCCAGCGAGCAACAAAAGAAGCCAACAUCAACGAGUUUCAGUGAUGAUGCUGAGAAACGAAGAAGGGAUUCGGACUCCAACGCAACAAGUAGAGGUGAUGCUGUUCGACCAAGACGGUGUCGUUCCACUGAAUUGCAUAACAUGGCUGAACGGACACGAAGAGACCGAAUCAGGAGAAACAUGAAAGCUCUUCAAGAUUUGAUUCCCAACUGCAAUACGAGAGAUAAGGCUUCAAUGCUUGAUGCUGCAAUUAAAUAUAUAAAAUCCUUGCAAAAUCAAGUUAAGAUAAUGUCUGUUGGAGGGAUAUCCAUGAUCCAAACUCCAAACAUAUUACCAGCAGGGUAUCAGAUGGUUCAGAUGCCUCAAUUCCCACAGUUUAUGCCCAUGAAUCCUGCGGGUAUGGGAAUGUUCAACUUUCCUAGUUCAUCAUCCUCAGUUCCAGUCAUGCCAUUUGCCUUUCCUGCUGGUCCAAGUCAACCAUUUGCCUCAGGAGUGAAUAUGAAUUUUGGACAAAUGAAUCAACUGCUGAAGAUGCCGGCGCCGGCAGCAGCAGCCGGGGAUCCCUCGUCGGCAUCAGGGGAUUCCUCUUUGAUGAUUCCAACAAUUGCCUCUUCCUCUCAUGGAGAAAGUAGUGCUAGCUCACAAUGUGUGCCUGCAGCAUCUUUAAACCUCUCCGUAAAACCUCAACUGAUGAGUCAGGGACUUGGUAGUACUGUCAUGGUUCUGCCAAGUCAAAUCGUAACGCCUGCGACUUGUACCAAAUUGGUGACUAAUGUUCCAGAAAUCCCUAUACAAGAUGACGAUAGUGAUCAGGAUCUGAGCGGAAUCUAG
This is a messenger RNA of Oldenlandia corymbosa var. corymbosa, 1146 nucleotides long. The record is from the annotation of a GenBank genome assembly. NCBI's taxonomy places the organism in Eukaryota, Viridiplantae, Streptophyta, Magnoliopsida, Gentianales, Rubiaceae.